AAAGUCAGAAGCUUUAGCAGAGCUGAAAACGAAGAAGCAGAAGAGAAAAUGAAGCUCAAAGUAUACGCGGAUAGGAUGUCACAGCCUUCCCGCGCAAUUUUGAUCUUCUGCAAGGUCAAUGGUAUAGAGUUCGAGGAGGUGCAAAUGAACUUAGCCAAACGCCAGCAAUUGUCUCCUGAAUUCAAAAAGAUAAACCCUAUGGGACAAGUUCCCGCUAUCGCUGAUGGGAAGUUUAAUCUGUUUGAGAGUCAUGCAAUUCUCGUCUAUCUUGCUUGUGCGUUUCCUGGAAUAGCAGAUCAUUGGUAUCCUGCUGAUCUUUUCAGGAGAGCUAAAAUCAACUCAGUGUUGGAUUGGCACCACUCCAACUUACGCCGUGGUGCAGCGGCAUAUGUUCUCAAUACUGUACUUGCACCUGUGCUUGGAAUUCCAGCGAGUCCACAAGCAGCUGUUGAAGCUGAGAGGCUUUUGUCUGCCUCUUUGUCAAAAAUAGAGUCUAUUUGGCUUAAAGGGAAUGGGAAGUUCUUGUUGGGUGGCUUUCAACCAUCCAUAGCAGAUCUCAGCCUGGUUUGUGAAAUUAUGCAACUUGAGCUUUUGGAUGAGAACGACCGCAGUAGGAUACUUGACCCGCACAAGAAAGUUCUACAGUGGAUUGAGAAUACAAAAAAUGCGACAAGACCUCACUUUGAAGAAGUACAUCAAAUACUCUACAGAGCCAAAACUAGAUUUCAAGAGCAGCGGUCGAUGGGAGCAAACAAUACCAAUUCAAGCAAAAGUUCUUCAACAACAGAGAACAGCAUACAACACUAACGGAGGAUGCUGCCAUUGCAGCUCCUGCAAUCCACGGUGGUAAUCUAAACCUGGUGGAAGGAAAAAGGACUCCUGCAGCUAUCGGGAUUCCAAGCACAUU
Molecule: messenger RNA, 907 nt
Organism: Fragaria vesca subsp. vesca
Lineage: Eukaryota; Viridiplantae; Streptophyta; Magnoliopsida; Rosales; Rosaceae
Product: glutathione S-transferase T1-like
Exons: 8
Coding region: 49-807 (252 amino acids)
Source: RefSeq, a predicted model, not a curated record